Messenger RNA from Colletotrichum truncatum, 447 nucleotides. RefSeq lists its product as uncharacterized. Lineage: Eukaryota; Fungi; Ascomycota; Sordariomycetes; Glomerellales; Glomerellaceae. The record is from RefSeq and is a predicted model, not a curated record.
AUGGCGGAGGCGAGGAUUCUUCUUUUACUUCUUCUCCCCCCAUCACGCAACCUUGAACACCACCAGGGGUCUACCAGCCAGGAACAAGGGGGGGUGGGUGCCAUGCACCCUAAGCAACGCAGCGGUGCGCUAUCUGGGGUCCAAUGGGUCCUCGACCGAUUGGAUCGUUGCGUUGCCGCUAUGUAUGUCGCGGCCCCAAGAAAUGUCUGCGAGGAGGCUGCUUACCUACGUGGUUUACGAACCAGAACAUCCAGCUUCUGCACAUGUGCAUGUGGAUGCGGUCCCCUACCCUCCAUACCUACCCUGUCCCGGCCUGACUGUCGGGUGGUGCGUCUUUCGCAUGCGCCGCGCGCCUUAUAUAAUUCCAUUCAACCCGUUGCAAAUCAUCAUGGCGUAGCUUGGGUUGCCUUACACAUCACAACACCUUCCAGACGCACAGCCAGGUAA